Messenger RNA from Prorocentrum cordatum, 606 nucleotides. The record is from the annotation of a GenBank genome assembly. NCBI's taxonomy places the organism in Eukaryota, Dinophyceae, Prorocentrales, Prorocentraceae.
UCGGCGGGCGCGGUGCCGGGCUGCGGCGCGCGCGUGUCCCACGUGCUGCGGUGCGCGGCGGGGCUGCCCACCGCCCGCCAGGAGCCUCGGAGUGGCCGACCGACCACGGGGCCCUGCCCGACAACGGCUCCGCCGAGGCGCUGCGGGCCGCGCUGUGCCAGGAGACGCUGGACUUCGUGCGGGCCGGCCUGGCUGCGCGGGGCUGCCUGAUCUGCUGCCUGCAGGGCAGGAGAGCCGCUCGGUGAGCGUGCUGCUCGGCUUCCUGCUGCUGGAGAGGGGCGUCGGCGUGGACGAAGGUCUGGACCUCGUGCGGAGCAGCCGCCCCCAGGUGACGUCCCCCGAGCCCAGACGUCCGACGACGUUCAGGAGGGGAAAAAGACACGCCCGACCCAGCGCCCACGCGCGCUCAGAGCACCAUCGCCUCGAGCACACCACGCCGUCGGAGGUCUGGGGACGUCGGCUUCGUGCUCUGCCUGCGGCGCCUGCAGCGCGAGGCCGCCGGCGCGCUCCCGGCGCCGGCCGCGGCGGCGGGCGCUGGCUCCUCCCCGCGCGCUGGCCGCGCGGCGGUGGCCGCGACACCGGUAGUUUCUCAACCGAGUGCCCGUG